AUGCUCUUAAUCGGUCUCACGGGCUCCAUUGCCACUGGCAAAUCAACCGUUUCCUCCCUCCUCACUGCACCGCCAUACAACUUACCAAUAAUCGACGCUGAUGUCCUCGCUCGGAAAGUUGUCGAGCCCGGUACAUCGGGUUAUAAGGCUAUAGUCGACUACUUUGGUCCCACCACUCCAGAUCUCCUCUUACCGGAAGAGACACCUGGCAAAGGACGACCUUUGAAUCGGCCCGUGUUGGGACGACGAGUCUUUGGCAGCUCCGACGAGCGCAAGAAGGAUCGCGCGGUUCUAAAUGGGAUCGUGCACCCGGCAGUGAGAUGGGAGAUGUACCGUGCGCUUUUGGGGUAUUACCUCAAAGGCCAUUGGGCAGUGGUGUUGGAUGUCCCGUUGCUGUUUGAGAGUGGGUUGGAUGCGCUUUGCGGGACGGUGAUUGUGGUUGGCGUUAAGGACCCUGCUGUCCAGAUGCAAAGAUUGCGGUUGCGAGAUCCACAUUUGAGUGCUGAGGAUGCGGAGAACCGUGUCAAGAGUCAGGGAGAUGUGCUAGGCAAGGUAGAGCGGGCACAGUUCAGAGGUGUAGAGUCCGCAAGGGGCAUUAUUGUUUGGAACGAUGGCGACAAGACAGAGCUGGUAACCGAGAUAGAGAGGGCCAUGUCCCGCAUUCAAGCCUCGAGCCCGCGGUGGUGGGCAUGGGUCCUUCUACUCGCCCCGCCGCUCGGAAUCAGCGUUGCUGCUUGGAAUUUGGCGAUAAACUAUCGCGGUAAGAGAGGUUGGGAAGAAAAGCAGCAGAAGGAAAAGGCAAGGCUCUGA
Messenger RNA from Uncinocarpus reesii 1704, 810 nucleotides. RefSeq lists its product as uncharacterized. The record is from RefSeq and is a predicted model, not a curated record. Gene Ontology annotation, molecular function: dephospho-CoA kinase activity; ATP binding. Bases 1 to 810 code for a protein of 269 amino acids. The transcript has a single exon. NCBI's taxonomy places the organism in Eukaryota, Fungi, Ascomycota, Eurotiomycetes, Onygenales, Onygenaceae. Gene Ontology annotation, biological process: coenzyme A biosynthetic process.